This is a messenger RNA of Perognathus longimembris pacificus (Pacific pocket mouse), 1692 nucleotides long. It is a transcript of the gene Nusap1, whose product is annotated as nucleolar and spindle associated protein 1. Gene Ontology annotation, biological process: mitotic chromosome condensation; mitotic cytokinesis; establishment of mitotic spindle localization. Gene Ontology annotation, cellular component: nucleolus; microtubule; mitotic spindle. The coding region runs from base 70 to 1416 and encodes 448 amino acids. The transcript is spliced from 11 exons. Gene Ontology annotation, molecular function: microtubule binding. The record is from RefSeq and is a predicted model, not a curated record. Lineage: Eukaryota; Metazoa; Chordata; Mammalia; Rodentia; Heteromyidae.
AACGCUCGGGUUGGCGCGAGGGUUGGGAAGGGCUCUGCUCUGGGCGUUUCACCGGGCUGACAGGACGCCAUGGCCGUCCCGUCCGCGAAGGAGCUGGACUCCUUCAAGUACGGGGACUUGCGGAACUUGGCCAAGAGUCUGGGGCUCCGGGCUAACCUGAAGGCAGACAAGUUGUUAAAAUCUUUGAAAGCCCACCUCAAAUUGGAAGCAAGGAAAGAAAGUAACAGUCAGGAUGAGAAGGAAAGUGCGGCAUUCUUCUGUGAUGAGACUGAGACACCGACGAGCAGUCAGGAACAAGCCGGGAAGGAGCCAGUUGUCCAUGUCACCAAAAGGAGGAGACGCAGGCACAAGAGAGGCCAUGGGAAGCCUAACUCCCAGCAGGAUCAUUCCGAGAUAAAAAUAAGUGAUCCUACUACAUUCCAGAAUGGAGAAAAGCAGGAAGACCAGGAUCCCAAAACUCCUGCAGAAAUUCCUUCUCAGCCAGACCAGGGCCAAGGAGAUGGGAACAUGGUUUCCACAGGCCAGAGUGAAAUGAAAGAUAAUGAAGAUUUGAAGGAACCUUCAGAAAAAAAGUCUCGCUUUACAGAUGGAUUUUCCAGACUUGCAAACAGUAAAAAAACUGCAGCCACUACUCCAAAUUUUAAGAAGCUCCAUGAAGCUCAUUUUAAGGAAAUGGAGUCCAUUGAUGAAUACAUUAAGAGAAAACGGAAACAUUUUGAAGAACACAACUCAUUUAAUGAACUGAAGAAGCAGCCUGGCACUAAGGGAAGGGUAGUGACUCCAGUUCCUCCAAGAGGAAGACUCCCUGUGGCCUGCACUCCCACUCAACAGUGCCAGUCUCCAGGCCAGUCCCGCAGCUCUGCGAGGAAGAGCACGGUGUGUCUGAAGGGGUCAGUCAAGCGGACCACGCUCUCAGCAACCAAAAUGAACGUCAGGUUUUCAGCUGCUACUAAAGAUAACGAGCAUAAGCGUUCACUGACCAAGACUCCAGCCAGAAAGUCGCUACACGUGUCUCUAUCUGGGAUUAACCCCAAAAGCCAGGCCAUGCUCGGAACACCCAAGUUAAAGAACACCAAGGAGAAUUCUGCUUCUGUCAUUACUCCAUUCAAGUUGACUACGAUGGCAGUGAAGACGCCAGUCUCUGAUAAGAAACCAGUAUUUGAUCUGAAAGCAAGUUUAUCUCGUCCCCUCAAUUAUGAACCACACAAAGGAAAGCUGAAACCAUGGGGACAAUCUAAGGAAAAUAAUUCUCUCAGUGAACGUGCAAGCAGAGUUAGCCUCUAUAAGAAAUCUUACAAACAACCUCCUCUCCAAACCAGGGAAGAGCAACGGAAAAAGCAAGAGCAAGAACGAAAGGAGAAGAAAGCAGAGGUGUUGGCUGCUCGAAGGGGCCUCAAGAUGGUUAAAAACAACUAAUUGUCUGGUUAAUAUUCCUUCAUUCUUGUUUUUCUUUUGUAAAUAUUUUUCUGCUGUCUCUUUUUAUCACUGUUAACUUUUAUCCAUUAUCUAUGCACUGUCCCUGGGUUCUUCAGGUCCUAUAGCUCUGAAAAGUUAUCAUCUUAAAGCUCAAAAAUCUGUUGGGUGCUGGUGGCUAACACCUGUAAUCCUAGCUACUUAGGAGGCUGUGCUCUGAGGAUGGUUGUUCAAAGCCAGCUAGGGCAGGAAAGCCCGUGAGACCCUUAUCUCCAAUAA